AUGUACUUCUAUUUGAUUCUUUGUUCUGGUAUUUUUCUUGGGUUUUCUCAAGCUUUUCUAAAUACUCGAGUAGUUCUCAAAUGUUUUCUGUGAGUUCCCCUUAAUAUUUUUCAGAAUAAUUAGAAUUUUGUAUAGAACCACAUCAACAUGGAAAAAAAUCGACUUCAAAUUGAUUGUUGCUCGAACUGUUUUAGAUAUUUUUCUUGGUUUCAUUGCUGUUUCACUGUUCACAUCUGUUAUGUUAUGUGAACUCUUCCCAGAAAUAUUUUCAGCAUUUAUAAUAUUUUGUGUUGGAUUAUUAGCUACACACGUGACAAUGAUUAGAGGGUUUUUAGCGGCAAGUAUUGCGAUCGAAAGAACUUGCGUCAGUUUCAGUUUCCUCUAUUUCAGUUGUCACUUCACUUCAGAAUUCGAAUUCAAGUUUGUUUUAGGCUAUUGUGUUUCCGAUUCAUUUCAAACAAUAUCGAACGCUAUUCACGAAUUUUCGAUUGUUCCCUGUAUUUCUUGCUGCUGCAUUUUUCGAUGAUUUUAUGUUAUUUUUGAUUUUCGGUUUGACGUUUCCAUUGAAUUCAGAAUGUCGUGCAUUUAUGUGUUUCGUGCCAUUGAAAUAUGUCAAUUAUGCCACUUUAUUAUUCACUUCAAUUACAUUUGUCAUCUAUUUUUUCUCACUUUUUCUUCUGAUCAAAAUGAUAAUUAUGUACUAUCAAAGCAUUCAAUUAUCUAAUGAUAUGUUGAAGGUGCACAGGUUUCUGAUUUGCAUUUAAAACACCAAAGAUUUCUAGGUUAAUCUUCUAUGUCUCGCCGAUCUUCUAUGCUCAAUUGUUUUCGAGUUCAUUCCAGCAGUGUUGGCCAAGUUCAUAGAAGUUCAAAAUAGUGUAGGACCUUUGCUGGGCGUUUUGAGAACUGCUGGUCGCGUAUGUGAAGCAAUCUCGAUGUUGCAACUUAUGAGAAGACAUAUUUCAUCUGGAACUGUUAGAAAAGCAUGGGAGGUUUCUUCGUAA
Molecule: messenger RNA, 1001 nt
Organism: Caenorhabditis angaria
Lineage: Eukaryota; Metazoa; Nematoda; Chromadorea; Rhabditida; Rhabditidae
Source: the annotation of a GenBank genome assembly